AUGUCCUCACCCAAACCAUAUGUGGUUUUUUCCACAAAAAAUGACCUUACCGGAUUUCCAAAAGAUGCUACUGCCUUCACUUCAGUUCAUCAGGACUUCUGUGCGCUGAUGAAAGCAGUUGAACAAAAUCCAAAUGUUCUGCAGAGCUGUACAAAGCAAGGUCUGCAAGAAAAACUCAACGAAAUGAAUGACAAACUAGAUAAAUUCCUUGGCAUAGUGUCUGCAAUUCUGGAACAAAAACGUUGUGCUUUUCCACGCUUUUACUUCCUUUCUGAUCAAGAUGUUCUCAAAAUUGUGUGCUAUGCUUUCCAUCCUGAGGCUCUGAGUCGUUAUCUGUAUAAGGUCUUUGAACACAUGGAGAGCUUAGUUUUUGAGGCCAGCGGUGAAGCACGUGCCAUGCAGAGUCAGCAGAUAGUGGCAGUGAGGAGCCUCCAUGGAGAGAUGCUGUACCUUGUGGAGCCUUUGGCAUGUGAAGGCCCUGUUGAGCAGUGGUUUCAUCUUCUCAUGGACAGAAUGAGAAUUUCCUUGCAACAAAGCCUUCAUGCUGCCCUUGGACAUGAAUCAUGUUCACGGCGAGAGAUUCACAGUGCUGGUGCAAGACGUGUUCUCGUUAGUCGGUCAGCUUCAAGCAAAGAUCAGGAGGUGGAGAGAGAGUAA
Molecule: messenger RNA, 657 nt
Organism: Erpetoichthys calabaricus (reedfish)
Lineage: Eukaryota; Metazoa; Chordata; Cladistia; Polypteriformes; Polypteridae
Exons: 6
Coding region: 1-657 (218 amino acids)
Biological process (GO): microtubule-based movement
Cellular component (GO): dynein complex
Molecular function (GO): dynein light intermediate chain binding; dynein intermediate chain binding; minus-end-directed microtubule motor activity
Source: RefSeq, a predicted model, not a curated record